CUGGGACGAUGUAUCAAAAUACAGGUACCGGCAAUGGUCAUUUUGAAUGAAAUCUGUUUGGUGUUUAUUUCAGCUGAAGCAAUACUGUACAAUCAUCACUGCUACAAAUUUAUCAGUGUUCCUACAACGUGGAACAACGCGAAGGCAAUGUGUGAGAGUUUCUCUUCACAGUUACUUACGAUAAACACUGAAGAAGAGCUAGCUUAUCUCACUACCAUCGCAUCAACUUUCAAUCCAUUCCUAUCACCAUGGACAGGGAUGAAUGACAUUGCAGAGGAAGGACAUCCAGUAUGGCUGACAAAGGCACAACCACUUUACAACGAUUUUACUGAUAAUGACGAUCCAGAAAAUAGAGAUUGCUUUUACAUUGACACGGAUGGUGAAAUGGGUUACAGAAGUUGCGAUGACGAGUUUGGAUACGUGUGCGAAGCUUCGAGUAUUAUCUAUCAAAGCUUUUACAUAUCUGAAAGACACAAAUCACCGGCAGCCGAACACGUAGUAAGGAGACUAUUGGCAGUGAGUUCUGGCGCAUGCUCACUGGAAUGCAGUAGACUAGAAUUGUGUGCUUCAUUUUCGUUUAUCAGUUCUUCGAACGAGUGUAUAUUGAGUACAAGUACAGGUCAAAGUUCAGAACUGGAUUAUGUAGAAGAUGCUGACUUUUAUGUUGUUACAUCAACUGAAGAGAUAUGCAGACCAUUUACAUGAACUAGAAUAUCGCUUUAAGUCGCUGCUGUUGAAACUCUUCGUUUUAAUAUUUCGAACAUUUGACACAUAACUUUUGUAAAGUUAUCAAAACGUCUAUAAAUGAAUAAAUAACUUUAUUUGUCAUUCCUGACCGUCCUACGUUCUCUACAAAACGUACGCUACAUUCAGAAACUCGGAGAUGAGUUUUAGUCAAAUUGCGUUAAUGGCUAAUAGUGACGUCAUUAAUUACUACGUCCUACCGCUUCGUGCCAUCGAAGCUCGAAAAACACGGUCAAAAUUAUGUCUGAGAGCGCCAUUUCCGGGCGUAUGAGAUGCAAAAGCCAAAAUAUUUCGUACCUCAGCUCCAAACCAUGUUGAGGGUGAGUUUAGAGUUUGUCUGGACAAUCAAUUUGCAAAAGGUCUGUCAUAUGCGCAACCUCCAUUUUAAAUAACUGAAACACACACUGAGAAGAAUCCGGUUCUUUUUUGGUCCUAACAAUGUACUAUGACGAUAAAGAUCAACGAUAAAAAGCUAAAAUGCAAUUUUGCAUAUAGAAAAUAAAAGAAAUAAGAAAAGUCUUCACACUAGAAGGAUUCGACAAAUCCUUUUUUGGUCCUAACAAAUAUACUAUGACGAUAACGAUCAACGAUAAAAAGCUAAAAUGCAAUUUUGCAUAUAGAAAAUAAAAGAAAUAAGAAAAGUCUUCACACUAGAAGGAUUCGACAAAUCCUUUUUUGGUCCUAACAAAUGUACUAUGACGAUAACGAUCAACGAUAAAAAGCUAAAAUGCAAUUUUGCAUA
This is a messenger RNA of Anneissia japonica, 1486 nucleotides long. Its product is annotated as alpha-N-acetylgalactosamine-specific lectin-like. The record is from RefSeq and is a predicted model, not a curated record. The transcript has 2 exons. NCBI's taxonomy places the organism in Eukaryota, Metazoa, Echinodermata, Crinoidea, Comatulida, Comatulidae. The coding region runs from base 34 to 705 and encodes 223 amino acids.